Messenger RNA from Striga asiatica, 501 nucleotides. NCBI's taxonomy places the organism in Eukaryota, Viridiplantae, Streptophyta, Magnoliopsida, Lamiales, Orobanchaceae. The record is from the annotation of a GenBank genome assembly.
AUGGUUCUCACGGUUCUCACACCAGAAGAGAUACUAAACAAUGGCAACCGACCUAGGAUUCUUCAAGUUCUUCUUUCUGGACACUUGCGGAGAACAAUUGCUGAUUCGGUUGGAAAGCAGAGUCAACGCAAGAGGAGAGUACUUUCCGAUAUCUAUGGCUCCGAGAUUUUCCUGUCCCGAUUGGCUCCCCACCCGACUAACCCUUACUUUGUGACCAAAAUUAACCCGAAGCGCAGGAGUGAAUUCUACAUCCCAAAGCAAUUGAUGCGCCAUGGAAACAUCGAACUUGCGGAGAAAAUCAUAUUCGAAGAUCCGAGCGGGAGGCAGUGGAUCGGCAAUCGGCAGACGUGGAAUAACAGCCGAGUUUUUUACACAAAGGGAUGGAGACCACUUUGUGAGUGUAACUCUGUACAAGACGAUGACUUGUGUAUAUGUGAGUUCACUAAGGAUGAAGAUGGGACUAACUUCAUAAAUGUUAGUUUUGUCCGUGGUGGUUAUUAG